CUUUAUUUCGUCCAAGGAAUACCUUACGGCUUUCAGAAAGACUUUCUACCGAUUUAUUUACGGGUUGGGGGUUUCAGUUUGACUAAACUUGGUUUACUGAGAUUAGUAUGGUUUCCUUGGCUGUUAAAAUCUUUAUGGUCUCCAUGGAUCGAUAAAAUAAGCACGCCUGAUAAAUGGCUAACUAUUUUAUUAACAUUAAUGGCUUGCAAUGCAUGGAUAUGCCGAACUGUUUCUGCUAAUUCUGUACACUUACUGACUACCUUGUUAACACUAUUAAAUUUUUUAACAUCUCUCCAGGAUAUUGUGAUCGACGGAAUUACAGUUGCUUCGCUGAGCCAUGCUCAGCUGGGCGCCGGAAAUAUCGUUCAAAUAGUUGGUUAUAAGCUAGGUAGCUUAUGUGCUUCCGUAAUUAUGAUCCGACUGGGAUGGCAUACAUUUUUUAUAAUCUUGGCAGUUAUAUACUUUUCAUGCGCGAUACUUGCUGGCAGUACCAGUCCAAUUAAAAAUAUUCAUUAUCCUUUAUCACGGAAGCAACUUCCAAAAAUAGCAACAUUUAUUGACAGCAUAUUACAACAGUUUAGUGCGGCGUGGAUGUUAUUAUUUGUGACGGUAUAUAAACUUGGUGAGCAAGCUGCGUUAUCAAUCUUUCCGCUCUAUCUAAUUGAUUUGGGAUUAUCAACGGAAUUUGUGGGAGUAAAAAUUAGAAUAUUACAAGAAGUAUUCUCCGUAGUUGGCUCGCUGUAUGGUGGUUGGUCGUUGGCUCGAAUCAUGUUGGACUAUGUUUGUCUCCGGAUGCUACCUAUUACGCUAAUUGCACUAAUGCCAUGUUUUGUCAAUAUUUUAUCUCGAAACGAAUCAGUCGGUAUAGCCUUCUUUUUACUCAUUAUUAUCUCUGUAGUUUCAACUCUAUUGGCUUGCGGACUUCAGCUAUGUUCUGGAAUUAUUACGAGCUUAACAUUUACUAUGAUGAUGCAAAAUGCAAAGAAAUCACCAGGACACUUUUAUGCUACCCAUUAUAGUACUUUAGCAACAGCAGAACUUGCUGGAAAAUUAUUUGUGAUGUCUUUAGCUGGUUUAAUUGGCGAUAUCGUAGGGUAUCAGAUAUUUUUUAUUUUUUGUUUUUUUGCAUGUCUUCUUGUGAUUCCGCUACUGCUU
Trichoplax adhaerens is the source of this 1155-nucleotide messenger RNA. RefSeq lists its product as uncharacterized. Gene Ontology annotation, molecular function: acetyl-CoA transmembrane transporter activity. Lineage: Eukaryota; Metazoa; Placozoa; Uniplacotomia; Trichoplacea; Trichoplacidae. The annotation marks the transcript as partial. The transcript is spliced from 5 exons. The record is from RefSeq and is a predicted model, not a curated record. Gene Ontology annotation, cellular component: membrane.